AUGUUCAUAUCCCUUCUUACUGUCUCCUCUAUAUUUGCCGUUGCGGCUGCUUUCCCAGCUAGCGAUGGAAGCAGUACCGUCGCACCUAGGGCCGGGAAUUAUAUUGUACAGAAAGAAAUUAGCGGUACCUGUUGGUAUCCGCCCGGGAGCACAUCGAAUUGCCCAACCAAGUCGCAACUGAUCACUGGCGAUGUUGACAACGGCGAGCGCACAGGAAUAAUUCUGCAAAACUUGGACUUUUCCCCGAGGAGCUUCUUCGUGUACAAGAACAGCUGCGAAUGCAUGCCAGUAAAGUACAUUACGAUUGGGGCGGGACUCAAACGCUUCGUCGCCUUCGACCCCGGCUUCCAGGGACGCAUUGUGCGCGGGACAACCAAUGCUAAUCUCGACGGCAAAUCACACGCCCUGGGCACGUGGAUGGAGUUCUCAUGGGACCUCGAUGACGGCACGGGCUGGGCCGACGUCUCGUUGAUCAAGGGCUGCGAUGGUGCUGUCGACGUGGAGGCUCUGGAUGACCUCGGGGCGAAGACAGGUUUUAGCGAUAAUGUUCUCGACGGUGCACCGCAAGAAGCCUAUAAGCAAAAGUCCUCGUCGAAAGAACUAGUCAUCAUGGAGACCGAGAGCCUUACCAACGCUACUGUGAUCAAUACCGCGGCCAGGGAUUGGCUUGCGGGCAAGCUAGGAUACAAGAAAGCCUACGUUGAUGACCAUCAUGGCAAUCCUGACAUUUGCUCGACAAACGGACGUUUCCUCAUCAGAUUCUGGCCAGGACGACCAUGA
Messenger RNA from Truncatella angustata, 780 nucleotides. RefSeq lists its product as uncharacterized. The record is from RefSeq and is a predicted model, not a curated record. Lineage: Eukaryota; Fungi; Ascomycota; Sordariomycetes; Amphisphaeriales; Sporocadaceae. The transcript has a single exon. The coding region runs from base 1 to 780 and encodes 259 amino acids.